Molecule: messenger RNA, 2678 nt
Organism: Mycetomoellerius zeteki
Lineage: Eukaryota; Metazoa; Arthropoda; Insecta; Hymenoptera; Formicidae
Gene: l(3)73Ah
Product: polycomb group ring finger 3-like lethal (3) 73Ah
Exons: 6
Coding region: 242-952 (236 amino acids)
Source: RefSeq, a predicted model, not a curated record
CAGUCCGUUAUGGUUCGUUUUGUUGUCGUAUGAGUAAACGUUUAACCAUUGAGUUGUUUUUAAAACAGACUUUUAGUGAAACUUCCUUAGUUCCACAAAUCACUCGCCCUGAUCUGUGAAUCGAGGUGCAAGUAUGCUGUGGAAUUUGCGAAUCCACCCCGCAGAGAUUUGUGACGAGUAAAAACUGGCGGAGCACCACCGUGCGAUUACGUUUCAAAUUGAGGUAAUAUCUCUCUGUUAAAUGGUGAUUGUCGAUGCCAUGGAAAGAAGGAUAAAACUGAAAACUCUAAACAGUCACAUAACAUGCAAAAUAUGUCGCGGAUAUUUAAUUGACGCCACUACUGUUACCGAAUGUUUACAUACAUUCUGCAAGAGUUGUUUGGUAAAGCAUCUAGAGGAGAAACAUACCUGUCCGACAUGUCAAAUUGUCAUACAUCAGUCUCAUCCACUCCAGUACAUCAGCUUCGACAGAACUAUGCAGGAUAUUGUCUACAAAUUAGUUCCUAAUCUCCAAGAAAAUGAAAUCAAAAGAGAAAGAGAAUUUUACAGAGCCAGAGGUUUGCCUUGUCCUAAAGAUAUUUUACCCAAUGCUGGAGAAGUUGAAGAUGAAAAAGCCAAUGCGGAUGCACAUGCAGAAUCAGAUUAUCAUCGUACUGAUGAACAGGUUAACGUAUGUUUGGAGUGUACAAACUCAAGUUUGAAGACUCUGAAAAGACGAUUUAUCAGGUGUUCAGCUCAGGCUACGAUAACGCAUAUGAAAAAGUUUAUUGCUAAAAAGGCUUUGAACGGCAUGGAAAAAUAUAGAGAUAUCGAUAUUUUGUGCAAUAACGAAUUAUUAGGUAAAGACCACACAUUGAAGUUCGUUUAUGUAACAAGAUGGAGGUUCCGGGACCCACCCUUGAGAUAUUCAACUGCCACUGCAUUAUGUACAGAUUCGAUGCCUGCGCAUUAAGUUUCAGCGGACCAUCUUUCCUCCUAAUACGCGGAAUCUUAGUGGACGAGUGAGACUUUCUAUAUUUUAUGACACGAGACAAAGCCACGGGGAUCUUCAUUUUAUGAAAUCAUAUAUUCUUUUUAUAAGCACAUACCCCAUCUUUGUACAUAGAAUAUUUUUGACAGAACGCAAACAGCAUUGCAUGUAGAGAUACGCAAGCUUUGUAUUAGGUAAACAAAAGAAAUCGGGUCUGAAUAGUCAGGUCUUUUUAACUUUGUAUAUUUAUGCGCUGCGGUCGUACAUAUUCUAAUUGCGUCUCAAAUUUCUCUCGACAUCGGCUCGCGAUUGGAAAAGAAGAAGCUAGAAAGAAAGAGAGAGAGAGAGAGAAAAUUAAUCGAUAGCGAAAUAUUUUUAGGUGAUUCGCCAUGUCGAAUAGCGCGCCAUGUCGAGCAAAAUGCGUGGCGCUCGUCGCUUGUAGUAAAUAGAGUUCCUCAAGUAAAAGUUAAUACUGAAUGAUGACUUUUGAUUGUUCUGUAAUAAGAAGAAAGCGAUAUAAAUAAAACAGAAUAGUACGUAUACGAUGGACACGUUGCUGACUGAUCUGCUAGAAGGUCAAGUACGCUGUUUUUCUUACAUGAUUUUGCUCACUCAUUAUAAGAACAAAUUAGGACGCAUCCUAUGUCAUCAUGUUAUCGAAGUAUUCUUUUUGAUCACGUGUCAUUUGCUUAAAUAGGAAGAAAUGAGAAAUAUGACGUCCACUUAUUAAAAAAAGAAUAAAAAGAAAAAUUUUUAUUGUAUCUUUUUAAUGAUAUAAGACAACAGCAACGACUUGAUAUUUAUUUAUUCGAGCUCUUCUGUCAAGCAGAGUUAAGACCAUGGCACAUAGAAAAACUUAGGACGUAAAAUUUAAGCGCUAAGGAAAUCAAUAUGUUGGAUUCGCUACUUGCUUACGUCAUGGUCUUAUGAUCUUUACCAUGAUCGGUCAAUUCAUUUACUACUUAAAUCUUUUGCCAGCCGAAAAAGUUUUUCUAUGGCCUUUAGAUCCAGCUAUUCAUCUAGCAUGAAAACUCGCACUGUCUAAAGUCAAACCAGUAGCACAGCCAGCAGCAUGGCCAACACGGCAACAAAUUUAAUUAACAAUCCAGAGGAAAACCAUUGUGUAUUGUAGGGACUUGACACAAGAAUAAAGUACUUAUUUUGUAUUAGUUGCUUUCUCACUCUAUUUUAAGCAGUCGAUCUAUCUGAUUUUGUCUUGUAUAAAUAAAAUAGAAUGAGACAGAUAGAUCUACAUUCCGUGUUAAUGGCAGCCGAUGUCUUAAGCCUGUUCUAUAUAAUAGGGUCGCAAGUCAUAAACUGUAAUUGGUCAAUCACAGUUGAAUAUGAAAAAAAUAAUCGACUGUGAUUUAAUAAUUUCUUAUAGCUUACGGCUUGCGGUCCUAUUGUAGAACAGGCUUUAAUUUGAUUCGUUUACUUGAGGAACUUAAGUAGCAAACGAUCCUGUUUCAUCCGACGAUCGCUAAACGAAAGAUGUGAUUGUACAUACUUAAUCGUUAGAAAAUCGAAUGCGACUUUUCACCAAGUAGCGGUACUGCAAGAACGCUUGUACGUUGUACGCUGUGUAUGCGCAUCUCCAUAAAUUAUUAAAUAAAUAUGUUUUGUACAGAAACGUUGUCAAUACGUCCGUUGUAAUCUUUAAGACAAUAUUAUAAGAGAUACAGAAAGGAUGAACAAAUUAAUACGUGAA